CUUUUUGUGAGUGGGGGAGGGGGGGCGCAGAAUUUUUCUUUCGCCUAGGGCGCAACACAGCCUAGCGCCGGCCCUGGUAGCGGAGAAGUGUGUCUGGCUUCUACACCUCUCUCUCCACAGUAGUAAGAGUCCAGCGCCUGUGAACAGUCCAUCACUACCCCAAUAUGCUGAUCGAUGCUUGCCUACACUACUUCAGUCCGGAAAUUCGUGAACUAGAGCUCGGCUAUAUUUUUCAGUGAUUAUUUCUGAGACCAACAUUUAUUAUUAUUAUGUUUGUGUGUUUGUCUUUUUAGUAAAGCCCUUUGAGCCCACCUUUUAGUGGUGGGAAAAUGUAAAUGAUAAUAAUAUUAAAUUGUCUGCCAGUGUUACGAUUACAUAUACAUCAGACGUAUAUUACCUGAUGAGGUGGUACAUAUAUAUAUAUCGAUGAGGAGAUGAAAAUGCACAGCUUCUUGCGUGAUUUAAAUCUUGUGUGAUUUAACCCGCUAACACCAACACUACACGAGGAUGCCUUAUAUUAUAUAUAAUCUUUGCGCUGAUUGUCCGCAAUCCAUGACAUUUACUUUCUCGGUUUUUUCUAAUAAUCUUUACCAUGCACACAAACCAUUAUACACACAGCUGCAUAUAUAGGAACAAUUAAAAUAAGUUUCAUCAAUAUUCAUGAAAUCCUACAAUGUGAUCGUGAUCAGUGUACAGUAAACAAAACAUGAAUGAGGGGGAUGGUUUCAUAUUUCGCCAGUCAUCUCGCCCCACAGCCUGAGUCAAGUCGUCCGAUAUCCAUUUCAUCCCAUGUCAGAGCAGUGGUGGGGGCGAAAUGAUCGGUGACGUCAUCAAGCAGACGACAACGAAGUGCAGCAACAUCAAUGGAUAUUUUCGUACAUUUGAACUUUUGAGAACAGUUGUAUCGCAUGUAGCAGGGAUCUGCAAAUUCAUAACAGCAUAAGGUUUUUUUUCUUGCUUGUUUUGAUCGAAGCUACAAAUUAAUUCAUAAUAGAUUUGUCAGUUUGAAGUAACGCACGCGUGCUUUCAUUUUCAUCUUGUUAGUGAUUUGGAAAGUGCGGGAAAUACGAUUAAAUAGUUCGUGGUGUUGUCGAUAGUGGGGAGAAGUGGGUACGUGGGGAUGAUUAAAUAUAUCCUCUGUGUACCACAGACCGUGGUGUGUAAGUUAAUUGCAUUAACCUCGAGUUAAAAAAAGAACGCAUAGAGCGUUGUGAUUUUUUUCACGUUAUUUUUAGGGAACAAUUUAAAAAAAAAAUUGAAUUGACCUUAACUUCAUCGAUCGACGUUCUGAUCGAAGGCCAUGCAAUUUUAUAAUUUGUCGUUUUCCUGACAGCUAUAAUAUUAUAACCAACUAACGUCACUGAGUUUGAAAUUAAUAGGCUGUAAUCUCAAGUCAUGGUUUUGCACUGGGUAAAUACAGUUUGUGUACAUCUUUGUUUUUUUUUUAACCCGCCUCCAUGCACAAGUGGAAAACAAAAUCUGUACAACUCUUCCGCAAGCAAUUCUACUUUGAACAUCAAAUUAGUCAACUAUAAAUGCUGAAGUUAAAAUAAAAAUUAUAUAAUUAACACUAAUAGCCGAAAAUUUUUGUUUACCACAUAUACAACUUUCAAAAGAGGGACAUAGAAACAUGCACAUCUUUUAUACAUCCUGUGCAGGGUAUUUAAUGUCUUUACUUUAUGAAACUCUAUGAAAUUGCUAUUUGUCAUUGAUAAUUUAUUAUCGAUUAUUGUUAUGGAAAUCCCCAAGAACUUUAAUUAUCAAAGCAAACUUUUCUUUUAGCAAAAUAACAGUUGAGUGAUGGAUGUAAAUGCUGUGGAAGCAUCCACUUCCAAACCAACAGAAGAACAGAUCUCUUCUGAGAAAAUGUCUACUGACAGCCAAAACGCCAAAUCAAAUUUCAGAACAAGGCUGAAGUCUUCUGUAUACAGGAGAAAAUGUCUGAAAACUCUGUGGCUUGGAUUCAGUUUCUAUGCGAUGCAAUUAAAGUACCAGCUGAAUGAUGGAUGUUAAUGAGAGUAAUGAAGGCAUGGAAGCUAACUCCGCUUCCAAACCAACAGAACAGAUAUCUUCUGAGGAAAUGUGUACUAACAACCAAAAUGCCAAAUCAGAUUUCAGAACAAAGCUGAAGUCUUCUGUAUACAGGAGAAAAUGUCUGAAAACUCUGUGGCUUGGACUCAGUUUCUGUGCACUGGGUUUUUCAGUUAGCCAGAGGGGUCCUGCUUUCCUGGACAUUCAGAUAAUCACACAAACAGAUGUGGAAUCUGCUUCCUUUUUCUUUACUGCUGCUUCUGUUGGCUAUCUGAUUGGAUCCUUGACUGCUGGAGUGGUGUAUGACAAGCUAAACAAGUCAAUGUUGUUAAUCAUGUCACUGCUGGGAUUGUCUUUCACUACUAUAGCACUGCCGUGGUGCUCACCCUAUGCUCUCAUGAUCGCAAUCCACUUUAUUUGUUCCUUGUUUGGUGGAUCUGUCGAUACAGUUGGGAAUGCAGAGUUGGUGAGAAUCUGGGGAAAAGAAGGGGAAAUGGCGAUGCAGUUUCUCCAUUUUGCUUUUGCCUUUGGAGGUGUGAUUUCUCCAUUAAUAACUGCACCCUUCCUGACACCAGUCCAAGAAGAAGACAGUCAAAGUAUAGAGACAAACACAUCCUCAUUAAUAUCAACCACUUCAAAUGGAACUAGCAACAGCACUGGUCCUGCACUACCACUGACUACUACCGUGCACUACGCCUUCCUCUUAUCUGGGAGCCUGAUGUUCUUAACAUGUGUUCCUCUUAUUGUGCAGUGGUUUACAGAUAGAUCAGAAAAGAGAAGACAAAGUAGAGAAGAUGAGAAUGCAGUGAAACAGCCAUUACCUUCUGCUUUAUUUAUUUUUGUUUUGCUGACACUUUGUUUCAUGUACUUUUUGUACAGUUCCAUAGAGGACACUUUCACAGCUUUCUUGUCCACCUUUGUAGUAAAGCAUUUGUUGUGGAGUAAAGCCCUGGGAGCAGAAAUUACUUCCGUUUUUUGGGCUUCCUUUGCUUCAGCCCGAUUUCUUGCUAUUUUUGUUGUGCAUUACAUUUCAGCUGUCAGACUCAUGUUUAUCUGUAGUACAUUGAUGGUAUUUUCACAGUUUGGGUUCCUGUUGUCAUCUCAGUUUCAUUUUACAAUAGGAGUGUGGUUUUGCACUGUCUUUGCUGGGAUUUCCAUGUCCUCUAUCUUUCCAACAGGGUUUAUGUGGAUGGAAGAAGACUUUGUCAGAGUGACAGGCAGUGUAGCAUCCUUCAUCCUUGUUGCCUCCUCCUCAGGUACUAUGGUGAAUCCAAUAGCUCUUGGUGCCCUUAUGCAGAACUUGACACCAAUGUCGUUUUCAUACCUUCUUUCAGCUGAGUCUGUUUUGUUUUGGUGUGUUUUAUUUUUCCUCUUUUGUCUAAGUCGGCUGUAUAUCCGCAAGCAUUAUGCUAUGUCUAAAGUUACUGUACAAGAAGUAGUUGCUCCCACAAUCAAAGUGGAUGGCAAUACUGCUCAGGACACGCCUGAUAUUUGAGUUAUUAAAGAAUAAUUUUUAUUAGUUCAUAUCAAUUAUUAAAGAAUAAUUAUUUUAAACUAAAAUGAUAAUUUUUAGUUCUAGCUGUAGAGUACUGAUAAUAUUAAAUGUAUUUUUUUCAAACUACUGUUCAGUUAAUUGUUAUUUGUGCCAUUUAUAGUUAUUUGCAUUUUGCUUUGGACUUUAAAGAAGAGAUCCAAGCCUGUAGCAACUCCACCAAGACCUGUCAAAAAGAAUGUGUUAAUGAUGUUGUUUUAGGGGUUUUCUCCCAAAGAGAGUCUCAUUAGGGAAAUGAUAAAUUAUUGUAAACUUGCUUUUGUCUGUGCAUUAAGUUUAUAUGGUGUGUGGUUCUCUUUUUCUUAUAGUAUGACAUUGCUUCUAGUCAGCGACAAUUAUUUAAGUGCCAAGAAUUUACUUUUUACACUGCUAUAACUUGUAAAUUUAUCUACACCGAGCCUAACCAGACUGAAUUUUUAUAUAGAAGAAAGAAGUCCUAAUGCAGAAAUAAUAUUUUCUUAACAGAAGUAACUCUGCAUCUAGUGUUCAUAAUCUGUGUUACUCCAGAGCUUAUAAUCAGCUGAGGUACUUAAAGUAACAGAUUGAUAUGUUUAUAUUCAUCAUUAGCAACAGUCAGCUAUAGUUAUAGCGCAUUUAGUUUGCCACAAUAUACUUCGAGGUUUUCUAGAUACCAGCGCAUUGAUGAUGGCAGAAAAGGGUUAAAUUAGAAGGCUUUUCUUGUGAAAGGAUAAGAGACUGAAGAUGUUUGCAAUUCCGAGUCUAUUGUAAUUGUUUGCUUUAACUAUACUGAGAGAAUCUUUUCAUCAGCUUUGUUAUUUUUAUACUCAGCAUACUUUGUGCCGUUUGCAUUUAUACAUUUUAUCUUGUACUCAAGACUUUUAUAUUUUGAAAAUUUUAUGGUCUGUGAUCAAGAAAUGAAAAAUUUUAUAAAUUACUUCACAUAUAAGUAAGAAUCUGUUGAUGAAGUUAACAUACAGAGCAAGUCAAGAAUAGUAUUAGUGGUAAUAAUAACAGGAUUUGCAACGCCCAUGUGAAUGUGAGCUCCAUAUAUUGCAUAUGAAAGACUACAAAUGAGUAGUUUAAGUCUGUACAAGAAACACAAGCAUCAGCAAACAGAUGUAACCAUGACAAAAACAUAAACUAAGUGCAUGGAUGAAGAAUGUAGUUGGACAGCACUCAUGAUUAUGCAAAAUAUUUCUUAAGAGAUGGGCUUUGAGACUGGAUUUGAAAGCUUCAAACAUAGACACAGUUUGAAGAGUUAGGAAAUAAGAAGAACAGUGGAGCCUGAGAAUGAAAAGGGGUCUGUACCAGAGAGAGCAAAUAUCCAGUUGCUAAUAUCUGUAAUCAAGGAAUUUGACUGCACCAGAAAAAAAGUAAGUUGUUAGACUGGAAGGAAAUGGUAAAGUGAUCUCUUUGAAGUAGGGAGUGUGGGUUGGUGGAGGGAAUGAACUUUAAACAAAACUUUUUCUUGAAUUUCUUAAGUACAUGCAUGAUGCUUGUAUUUUUACGUAUGAUUAUCAGUGGGUUUAUUUGCAGUCCUUUUGUGUACAAUUCACUGAGCUCACCUUUACAUGCACUCUACAAAUUCUAUUCUUUGCUAUUAUUUUGAAAGAAAGGAUGCCUUAGGUAUUAUGACCCAUGGACUUAAUAUUUACAUCUUUAAAUUUACAUUUACCGGUGAGCAAACAUACUAUACAGCUUGAUAUUUUGUUUUAUUGCUUCUGAAGUUCAUAUCUGGUAAAGGAAAGAAAAAGGAUGUAUACAAUGAUUAUUUAAAAAGUUUAAAAUUAUAAAAAAAGUUUUAAAAUA
Pomacea canaliculata is the source of this 5353-nucleotide messenger RNA. RefSeq names its product leucine-rich repeat-containing protein 61-like. The coding region runs from base 2000 to 3526 and encodes 508 amino acids. Gene Ontology annotation, cellular component: cytoplasm. The record is from RefSeq and is a predicted model, not a curated record. Gene Ontology annotation, biological process: transmembrane transport; outer dynein arm assembly. The transcript has 4 exons. Lineage: Eukaryota; Metazoa; Mollusca; Gastropoda; Architaenioglossa; Ampullariidae. Gene Ontology annotation, molecular function: protein binding.